CGCGUGCGCGGAGCGUCGUGCGCCUGCUGUGGGGUUUCCGCGGAUUGGUGAAGGCGGGGAGGUUGGCAGUUCAGCCAGCAGAGUGGACGCCACUGCGCCACCGGGUACUCGCCACCAUGAGCGGCACCUUAGCGAAGAUCGCGGAGAUCGAGGCCGAGAUGGCUCGGACCCAGAAGAACAAGGCUACAGCACACCACCUUGGGCUGCUCAAGGCUCGCCUUGCUAAGCUUCGCAGAGAACUCAUUACUCCAAAAGGCGGGGGUGGUGGUGGGCCAGGAGAAGGUUUUGAUGUUGCCAAGACAGGUGAUGCUCGAAUUGGAUUUGUGGGUUUUCCAUCUGUGGGGAAGUCAACACUGCUAAGUAACCUGGCAGGUGUAUAUUCUGAGGUGGCAGCCUAUGAAUUCACUACUUUGACCACGGUGCCUGGUGUCAUCAGAUAUAAAGGUGCCAAGAUCCAGCUCCUGGAUCUUCCAGGUAUUAUUGAAGGUGCCAAGGAUGGGAAAGGUAGAGGUCGUCAAGUUAUUGCAGUUGCCCGGACAUGUAACUUGAUCUUGAUUGUUCUGGAUGUCCUGAAGCCCUUGGGACACAAGAAGAUAAUUGAACAUGAGCUGGAAGGCUUUGGUAUUCGCUUGAACAGUAACCCCCCCAACAUUGGCUUUAAGAAGAAAGAUAAGGGGGGCAUUAAUCUAACAGCCACUUGCCCACAGAGUGAGCUGGAUGCUGAGACUGUGAAGAGCAUUCUGGCCGAGUACAAAAUUCACAAUGCCGAUGUCACUUUGCGGAGCGAUGCCACAGCUGAUGACCUCAUUGACGUGGUAGAAGGAAAUAGAGUUUAUAUCCCCUGUAUCUAUGUGCUGAAUAAGAUUGAUCAAAUCUCUAUUGAAGAAUUGGAUAUUAUCUAUAAGGUGCCUCAUUGUGUACCCAUUUCUGCCCAUCACCGCUGGAAUUUUGAUGACCUUUUGGAAAAGAUCUGGGACUAUUUGAAACUAGUGAGAAUUUACACCAAACCCAAAGGACAGUUACCAGACUACACAUCUCCAGUAGUUUUACCUUAUUCCAGAACCACAGUGGAGGAUUUCUGUAUGAAGAUUCACAAAAAUCUUAUCAAAGAAUUUAAAUAUGCUCUGGUCUGGGGUCUGUCUGUGAAACACAAUCCUCAGAAAGUGGGUAAAGACCAUACGUUGGAGGAUGAGGAUGUCAUUCAGAUUGUGAAGAAAUGAACCCUUUCCCUUCUUCAUCUGCCAGGCCAACCACAAGUGUCCCCAUGACCACACACCCACUUAGUCCUCGUGUCUUUGGUGGCUACUGGAUCAGUCCACAGGAUGGAAUGUGGAGACAUCCAAACUAGAACAUCACCUGUCUUUCAUUCUGUUUCUGUGUAGCAGAGCCUGGCCUUGACCUCCUUAUUCUACUGCUCCCGCCUCCCAAGGGCUGGAUGCUAAUAUCACUUCUUGCCUUGGCGUCACCUCUGUGUUGAACUGUAUAAAAGACCUGGUGGGCUUGUCGGCUAUGUGUCUUUUGUCAGAUUUGUUUUGAGAUGAGCUGAUUGAGGAUGUGAACCUACAUACAGGGAGGCAAUUGGGAAAAGAAUAUUUGCUAGCUGGUUUUGAAUAAGAGAUGGAUAAAAAUGUGACAAGUAAUAUUCUGCUUGAUGCUUAGUGAUGGCAAGUUUUGUCUGGAUGUGGCCUUCAGUCCUUUCAAGUGGUCUUUUCUAAACUUGCAAGAGAGGAGAGACUUGAUCAAAGUUAACUGUGUAUUACCUCCAGUGCCGACCCAAUUUAAAGAUGGUAUACUACAGCUGUUGAAUAAACAGAUUGGGGUGAA
This is a messenger RNA of Jaculus jaculus (lesser Egyptian jerboa), 1824 nucleotides long. RefSeq names its product developmentally regulated GTP binding protein 1 (gene Drg1). Gene Ontology annotation, biological process: cytoplasmic translation. Gene Ontology annotation, molecular function: GTPase activity; GTP binding. The coding region runs from base 117 to 1220 and encodes 367 amino acids. The transcript has 9 exons. The record is from RefSeq and is a predicted model, not a curated record. NCBI's taxonomy places the organism in Eukaryota, Metazoa, Chordata, Mammalia, Rodentia, Dipodidae. Gene Ontology annotation, cellular component: cytoplasm.